ACCGUCGAACGUGUUGGACGCACAAAGUGUUUUUCGCCUAACAAAUUUUAUACAUCGUUUUACACUGAGUACAGCAAAAUCUAUGUUUUAUAUAUCUGCCCGUGUUGUUUCUUUCGUAUAAUUUUUUUUUUGUUGUUGUUUUGAUAUAAUAAAUUUUACCUCUUCACAUAUGAUCGUUAGUGUCGCAUGUGUAAAAGCGUAAUUUUUUUCUGUAGAAAAUAAAAAUAUAUUGAAGCAGAGAACCGUUGGUUGGUCUACAAAAUAAUAAUAGAAAAAAAAUGUGUGGAUUUACAAACAAGAGAAGUGCAGUCUCUGUUUUUUGAUAAAUAAAUAAAUAAACAAACGAAAACAAUAAAUAACAAUCGAGGCAGUACGUACAGCCAAUAUAAGAGUAUACUUAUGAAUACAAUUUUUGUUUUAAAUCAAGAAAUUGAUUGAGUAAUUUUCAUGCAAAUUUUAAUUUAAAAAAGAAAAGAAAUUAUUAUUACUGCCAAUCAGUUCAUUCUGAUAACAAGCCAGUGCUUUUUAUCGCUACAAAACAAUAAAAACUCACGUUCUCAUUCAGUAAAUGAAUGAAUUUAAUGUUGUAAAAGAUAAAAGUUAAUCACAAAUUUUACGCACUUAAUACUUGUGUUCAAUAUCGUAAAUACAAAUUAAUGUUAAUAGUCUAAUUUUCGAUAUAAAUCGUGAAUUUAAAGCGAAAAAUUGGUUAAAUAAGAGAAACAGUAUUUUCUCCUCUGACGACUGGAACAGCAUUGACUAUUGAAACAUUUAAAAGUAAUAAACAGAAGAAGAGUUUUUGUAUAAUCUGUAAAAAAGAGUGCUCAGUUUUUUUUGGUAUAAUAUAGUUGCUUGCUGAUUCAUAUUAAACGUGAGGCAGAAGCAGCAGACAGAAAACGAGACCCGGUCCAAAUUUGAAUUGAAAAAAGAAAUUAUCAAAAAAUGGGUGAACGUCGUGGAACAAAAGCAUUAGAAUUAUGGUGUCGCCGAAUGAUUGAAGGCUACCCAGGAGUCAAAAUUGACAAUAUGACCACUUCUUGGCGAGAUGGUCUAGCUUUCUGCGCAAUGGUACAUCAUUUUCGACCGGACUUAAUUGAUUUCGACAAAUUAAACAAAGCUGACAUUUACUACAACAAUGAAUUAGCGUUUCGUACGGCUGAAAUCCAUUUGGGUAUACCAGCAUUAUUAGACGCCGCCGAUAUGGAGUCUUAUGAAGUGCCAGACAGAUUAUCAAUUCUUACCUAUCUAUCACAAUAUUAUCAAACAUUUGCGUCACAAGACUCACCAAAUCGACUCAACAAGCGGCAAUCAACUGUUGGAACCGAUAAGAGCCCAUUAACAAUAACCAAAACUUCAGGCCCUCCAGCUAAGGACGACAAAAGUUUGGAUAUUAUGGGACAAUAUAAGCCUGAAAUAUUCUGCUAAAUCAUCAUAUUUUACUCAAAAAAAAAAUCAUUUUUAUUUCUAUUCGCAAAAAAGAACAAACCGCAUCACGCAAAAUACAUAAUUUAGUUUUUAAAUUGCUUAAAUUUAAGAAUUUUUUAUCAUUAAAACUACACAGACCGAUGCAGAAACAGGUGGCUCACAUAGUGGGAAGUGGUGGAAAUGGUGGCAGUGUCCUGAAACGUGAACCUUGUCAGAAAUGUAAUCUACCGGUUUUUCUAGCCGAACGCUUAGUGCUGGGCCAAAAAUUAUUCCAUCGAACGUGUUUGAAGUGUGCCCGAUGUCAGUCCCAAUUAACGCCAGGCAGUUUCUACGAAACCGAAGUUGACGGUGAAUUUUGCUGUGAAACCUGUCCGGACGAAGAGAAAGAAUUUGCGCUGAAGGAACGACUCAAAGGCGAUGUCACUGUCGACGAUGAUGGAAACAAAUCGUUUACCGAAAAAUUGGCAAUAUUUCAGACGGAUGGUAAAGGAUUGUUGCAGAAAUCGUUGAGUGAUGAAGAGAAAUCUAAGAGCCUUAAACGAUUGACCGAAUUCUACAGUAAUCAGGAUCAAACGUACAAGACAAACAAAGCGUUAAGUAGUUUCAUUAACAAUCAAGUGGACACUGAUCCGUCAGUCACUUCCACAUCAUCGAUAAAAUCGGAUGAUUCUAGUUCGAGUUCGGACGACGAAUCAGACAAUGAAGAUCCACCCGAUUUGCCCACAACGAAACCACCAACACCGCCAUGCAUACCUGACAACGUAAGCGAUCAAACCACAUCACUAGACACAUCACAAUUAAAUAAUUCUAAGGUGGAAAUUGAUAAAGAUGAUCCACAGCCGCUAAAAAAAGAGUCUCCGUCGCCGAAUCGUAGCAGUAGCACAAUUAAUAUUUUAAGCGAAAAUAUACCAUUACACGAUGAAAUGCCUGCAGACGCAUUUCAUGAAUUAUCGAAUGUUACCAAAGAGGAAAGCAAACAUGAAAAUCAAGUACAUGCGGACGCUGAUUGUGCGCCACAAAUUCGAAAUAAAAAUGCUAGUGGCCCGGCAGUCAGCAGUAUGGUAAGAUCUCGUUUAAGUCAGUUCGAAACAAAAAUCGGUGCUGAUCAACAGAUUGCUAGUAAGAGUGCGAGUAAAAAAUUAGAUGUAAGUGAAAUUGGCGACAGUCCGAAUGUCUCUCAUAUUCCGGCUGAUGAAUUUGAAGUGCCUGCUGCCGAUCAAAUUAAAUUGAUAAGUAGUGACGUUAUUAGUGAUAUUAGGAAAUAUGAAGAUGAUGACACGAAACGAGAUGAAAUUUUUGAGAGAAACGUAAAAAGUGAAACAGAUGACAAAUGUGAAAACGAAGUACCGUCGAAUGGUGAACUCGGUGACAGUAUUGAUGUCGAUUUGAGGAAGCAAAACGAAAUUGUAGAAACAUUUGAAUGUGAAAAAUCUGAGAAUAAAACAAAUGAAGACGAACUGGUGCGACGAGAAAACGAAAUCCAAUUAGACGAAAGUGUAGACGGUGCACCAACGGAAUCCAAUCCGCCUGACGUUGAAUUCGUAGAAAUAGUCGUGCCAGUACCUAGAAAAAGAAACUCAAAAAACCCAAAAGACGAAGAAGAAACUGCGAAACCUAUUCCCGUCAAACGAGGUGCUAAGGCGAAAAAAGCCUCCAACCAAACAGCCGAAAGUAAUGCAACCUUCGAAGAUCAACCUUCGCAGAAAGAUGUCAAUUCGUAUCCGCUUGACUUGAACCCAUUCGGAAGCGAUGACGAUGAUGACGAAGAAAACACCAACACAACCGAAGUAAAAAAAAUCGUCGACAAAAAGCCAGAAGUGAUAAGCAGCAAUCCGUUUGACAGUUCCGAUGAUGAGGUGGAACUCGAGAAGGAUAGUCCCAAGAAACGUAACGUUACGAAGGAUCUUAGCAAGUCCAGAAUGAGUUUGAAUCCAUUUGGAAGUGAUACGGAAGACGACGAGGAAGAAAUGAUGGAUAAACAGAAACGAACGCCCGUACCGACACCUAGGAAAGUUGUAACCUCAUCGCUGAAUUCAACACCAGAGCCAACACCACGAUUAUCACGCGCCCCGUACAACACAAAUACAACGUGCAACAUUUACGGAAGUGAAGCGUCUCUAUCGUCGACAAACACAAACAUCUACAGAACAAGCGAUUUGUUGGUGAAAAACAAUUACCUUCACGGCUCUACCAAUUCGCUUGCAUCAUCGAGUGGAAGUGCACAUCGACGGAAAAAAUGCAGAGCACCGUUACCUCCGGCAAUGCUAGCGAAGAGUUCAAAUGAGUUGUCUGUGUCAAAAGAAAAUAGUCCUACCCAUAGCACACGAACGAGUCCAAGUCCGAGAAAGAAACGGCCUGCACCCGCUCCACCUAGCUCAACACCGAAAUAUGCGCUUCAAUCCAUUCCGUCUAUUGUGGCUGGCAGUCUUAGCGACCUGACAACCGAUGAAACAAUUUACGUGACCGCAGUCGAUACUACUGUCGUAGAUGGAGACACUUUCACACCCAAAGACUGUUCCACAGACACCACCACCGAAGAAUCGUUGACGAAUGACAAUAUUACCACCAUGCGAUUAAUUCCACUGGAAGCCAGUCUUCUUGAGGAUAGUCAAAAGAAUUCCGCCGAUCAUAGAAGUGUCGAUGAAAGUGACAGUGUUGUUUUCCGGCGACGAAUCGUACCGUACACAUCCGAUUCGGCAACCGAUGAUAGUGCCAACUACAAUGACAAAUCAAUGAAUGUUACCGACGACCUUGUCGAGCAUAAUGCACGCCAGUGGCAAAAGAUGAAAGAAAACAAGGAAACCCAAAACAAGAACCGUCAAAGCCAAAUCUCGUUAUCGAGCCCCGAACCCGAUCAUAUCUAUUCCAACAAAUCGUCGUACGGUAAAUGGAAACGACGAAAAGGACCAGCGCCCGCAUUGCCCGUUCCACCACGGAAAAUUUUGCAAAUGGUUCCACUACAAGAGAUCCGUCACGAAUUGGAAGUGAUCGAGGUGCAACAGUUGGGCCUGGAAAAGCAAGGCGUCAUGUUGGAGAAAAUGAUCCGGGAGCGGUGUGAAGGUACCGAUCCACAAUUCAACGAAUUUGGCGAACCACAGCUGCCGCCCGACACACCAAAUACGAAAGAAGUUGAGGACUUAAUUUUGCAGUUAUUCGAAUUGGUCAACGAAAAAAACGAACUGUUCCGGCGGCAGGCUGAAUUAAUGUAUCUCCGUCGUCAACACAGGUUGGAACAAGAGCAAGCCGACAUCGAAUACGAAAUCAGAGUAUUGAUGGCACAACCAGAACGAAAUAAAACGGAUUGUGAUAAGGCGAGAGAAGAAGCACUCAUCACCAGAUUGGUUGAGGUUGUUCAACUCAGAAAUGAAGUCAUUGAAUGCCUCGAAAUGGAUAGACUACGGGAAGCUGAAGAAGAUCAGAGCAUUAAGCAACGAUUGGAAUUGCAUACAGCUAAGCGAGACGUCGAGUUAAGUAAGCAAACGCCAACCAAACUGUCGAAAAAAGAGAAAAAGAAGCAGAAGGAAUCAAAGAAAUUGUUCAAGCAAAAGAAAAUGGACGCAGAUAAGGAUGCAGAUGAUACGGAAAUACAGACGGAGAAAGCAAAAAAGAAGAAAAGGAAAUUUUUGUUCUGAAAUCAACCAUCGAACAAUUAAAACAAGCGAAUCACGCUCACAUUCAGUGCAUUACUGUACCAAGUACACCGGUUUCGUUGGAAGCAUAAGAAAGAACCAGCGAUCUGAUUGAUAGAAUUUUACGUUUAUUCUGAAAAAUUUUAUUUUUGUUUACGAAAUAGAAAUCUUGCAAUUAAA
Molecule: messenger RNA, 5234 nt
Organism: Bradysia coprophila
Lineage: Eukaryota; Metazoa; Arthropoda; Insecta; Diptera; Sciaridae
Gene: MICAL-like
Product: MICAL-like protein
Molecular function (GO): protein binding
Source: RefSeq, a predicted model, not a curated record